AUGUCCGCCGCUGCGGCGUCUUCGCUGCAGCUCGCAGACUACCUCGAGAAGCUGCCCGGCACCACCUUCAGGAAGCUGUACCAGCAGCCUUCGACGGCGUUUGCCAUAUUCCGGCGCAUGCUUCCGCACCUAGCCAAGACGCUCGUCAUGCGCAUCCUGUACAUGCCCAAGCCGAUGCUUCUCAGCGACCUGGACGCCUGGGUGAAACCAGACGCAAAGAGGCACCGAGACAAUGCGAUUGCGACGCUCAAGGGCCUCCACAUCAUCCAGGUGUCGGUGCCGUCCAAGGACAAGCCGCAGGAGGUGCAGCUGACGGCCAACUUCCGAAACUCGCUGCGCCUGGCCCUCACCGGCGGCGGCCAGCACGGCUCGUUUGGCGUGCCGUCGACGCUGCUCGUGCCGCCCGAGAUCGACGUCGCCUUCCUCGACCGCUACGCCCGCCGCAAGUGGGACGACGUGCUGCAGUUCGUCGUCUCCAGCGUCGGCUACAAGACGGCGGGCGACGUCGCCGGCGGCCCCAACAAGAACGUCAAGGAGCUCCUCAUCGCCGGCCGGCUGGUGGACCGCCGGCCCAGCGGCGCCAUCGGCAUCACCCAGGCCGGCUUCACCUUCCUGCUGCAGGAGCCCAACGCCCAGGUCUGGACCCUGCUCCUGCUGUGGCUCGAGGCCAGCGAGACCAACCGCGCCGCCGGCCUCGAGACGGUCGACAUGCUGUCCUUCCUCUUCGUCCUGGCCAGCCUGGAGCUCGGCCGAGCCUACGACACCACCGCCCUGACGGAGCAGCGCAGGAACAUGCUGCCCUCGCUGCUCGACUUUGGCCUGAUUUACGUUCCCCAGCACAAGCGGUCCAUGUUCUUCCCCACGCGGCUCGCCACCACCCUGACCAGCGGCGGGAGCAGCCUGCGCACAAUCAGCGACGGUGUCGCCGCCGCCACGGCCGCCGCCGCGUCGUCGUCGUCGUCGUCGUCGUCAUCAUCAUCAUCAUCAUCAUUAUCAACGACGCUGGCGUCGUCGUCGUCGUCGCCGUCGUCGUCAGCAGCAGCAGCAGCAGCAGCAGCAGCGGCAACGUCGUCGCCGUCAACAGCCGCCGCCGCCGCCGCCGCCACCUCGCAGCCCGCACCCCCCGGCUCCUCCAGCGACCAAAAGGGCAGCGUCAUCGUCGAGACCAACUACCGCAUCUACGCCUACACCCAGUCCACGCUGCAGAUCGCCGUCCUCGCCCUCUUCUGCAAGCUCACCAUGCGCUUCCCCGACAUGGUGGCCGGCCGCGUGACCCGCACGUCCAUCCGCCAGGCCAUCAACUUCGGCAUCACCGCCGACCAGAUCAUCGCCUACAUGGCCGCCCACGCCCACGAGCAGAUGCACCGCGCCGCCGCGCUGACCAACAAGCCCAUCCUGCCGCCCACCGUCGUCGACCAGAUCCGCCUGUGGCAGCUGGAGAACGAGCGCAUGAAGACCACCGGCGGCUUCCUGUUCCGCGACUUUGACGACCACAAGGAGUUUCUCGACACGGCCCGCUUCGCCGAGGAGAUUGGCGUCCUGGUCUGGAGGAGCGACCGGUCCGGCAUGUUCUUUGCCAACAAGUACGAGCAGAUUCGGGACUACCUCAAGAGCAGGAAGCGCGUCGAGUAG
Ustilaginoidea virens is the source of this 1632-nucleotide messenger RNA. RefSeq lists its product as uncharacterized. Gene Ontology annotation, biological process: nucleotide-excision repair. Gene Ontology annotation, cellular component: transcription factor TFIIH holo complex; transcription factor TFIIH core complex. The transcript is spliced from 3 exons. NCBI's taxonomy places the organism in Eukaryota, Fungi, Ascomycota, Sordariomycetes, Hypocreales, Clavicipitaceae. Gene Ontology annotation, molecular function: ATPase activator activity; double-stranded DNA binding. The record is from RefSeq and is a predicted model, not a curated record. The coding region runs from base 1 to 1632 and encodes 543 amino acids.